AUGGCUAGCCUGCCGCCGUGCCCGCCCAGGCCUGCCCAGUGCGUGUCGCAGCCGCCGCCCGAGAAUCCGCUGCAGGUGAAGGUGGUGGGACUCUUCAAAAGCUCCAGCCUGCAGAUUGCAAAGAGCAUAGCUGAGAGUCUGAAGAUUACUCAUCCAUCCAAAUUUGAAGAUCCUAUUAUAGUUCCUCUUCAAGAAUUUGCAUGGGAUCAAUAUCUACUGGAGAAAAAAAGGGAACUCAAGAAUGAAAUGUGGGAAUAUUCUUCCUAUGUGAUAUGUUUUCUUAAUGACCAGCUCCUGGGUGAUGCAUCUGAUCUGCAGAGAUGGGCCCAGAAAGUGUGGGACUUAGUUGAUGUGAAACCCUUGGCUCUUUAUCAGGCCCUCACUCUGGAUUAUUCUGCUAAAUUCUUAAGAGACACGAAGCAUGAUUUUGUGUUCUUGGACAUUGUUAUUGAUGUUUCCCCAGCUGGAAGAUUGAUUUUUGAGCUAUACUGUGAUGUAUGUCCCAAAACCUGUAAAAAUUUUAAGGUCUUGUGCACAGGAAAAGCAGGGUAUUCUCAAAGUGGCAUAAAACUACAUUACAAAGGUUCAAUUAUUCAUCGAGUAGUACAGAAUGGUUGGAUACAAGGAGGAGAUAUAGUAGCUGGAAGAGGAGAUAAUGGAGAGUCGAUUUAUGGACCAACAUUUAAUGAUGAAAACUUUUCAGUUCUUCAUAAUAAAAGGGGAAUUCUUGGAAUGGUCAACAGAGGCCGUCACAGUAACGGAUCACAAUUUUAUAUCACACUACAACCAACUCCUUAUCUAGAUAAAAAAUAUGUGGCUUUUGGGCAAUUGAUUGAAGGAACAGAAGUUCUUAAACAACUCGAACUAGUUCCAACAGAGAACGAAAGACCAAUACCUCUAUGUGUGAUUGCUGACAGCGGAGAUAUUUAUGUCUGAUUUUCACAUCAAUAUUUUCUGUGAUAAUUUAUUACUUUCUAUCUGAUCAGCUGUUUCUAGAUUUAAUUAAACAGUGCUUGUAGCAUGUAAUUUGAAA
Messenger RNA from Otolemur garnettii (small-eared galago), 1033 nucleotides. RefSeq names its product peptidylprolyl isomerase like 6 (gene PPIL6). Bases 1 to 936 code for a protein of 311 amino acids. The transcript is spliced from 8 exons. Gene Ontology annotation, biological process: protein peptidyl-prolyl isomerization. Gene Ontology annotation, molecular function: peptidyl-prolyl cis-trans isomerase activity. The record is from RefSeq and is a predicted model, not a curated record. NCBI's taxonomy places the organism in Eukaryota, Metazoa, Chordata, Mammalia, Primates, Galagidae.